This is a messenger RNA of Coffea eugenioides, 888 nucleotides long. RefSeq names its product calcineurin B-like protein 7. NCBI's taxonomy places the organism in Eukaryota, Viridiplantae, Streptophyta, Magnoliopsida, Gentianales, Rubiaceae. Gene Ontology annotation, molecular function: kinase binding; calcium ion binding. The record is from RefSeq and is a predicted model, not a curated record. The transcript has 12 exons. Bases 1 to 888 code for a protein of 295 amino acids. Gene Ontology annotation, biological process: calcium-mediated signaling.
AUGUGUCUGCAGAUAUUUGUAAAAGCUGUGUCCAUUCGCCAGCUAUCCCCUCAAAUACUUUAUGCAACUAUUAAGGAACAGCCAGACUUGUCUGAUUGUCUCUGGACUCUGAUGGUUGUAAUUUUUCCCCUCAAAGCAGUUGAGGAACUUGGAGAAAGAGCCCUGAUACUCUUCCCAUCAAAAGGAUUUAUUUUUCAACUCUUAGAAGGCGUCAAGUUAUCCUUGACGGUAUUUCAGACGGGAUCCUAUUGCUCGAAAACCGUCAGGCAAAUCCCUGAUUAUGAGGAACUUGCUGUUCUUGCAGCUGAGACACUUUUUUCAAUAAAUGAAGUACAGGUAUUAUUUGAACUGUUUGAGAAAAUCAGCAGGUCCAUUAUUGAUGACGGGCUCAUCCACAAGGAAGAGUUUGGCUUAGAAAAGAAUCUAUUUGCAGACAGGUUAUUUGAUUUGUUUGAUAUUAAAUGCAAUGGAGUAAUUGAAUUUGGUGAAUUCGUUCGAACUCUGGGUAUUUUUCACCCAAAUGCACCAACAGAAGAUAAAAUUUUAUUUGGAUUCAGACUGUACGAUCUUAGGCAGAAUGGUUACAUUGAGAAGCAAGAGCUAAGGGAGAUGGUACUAGCAGUACUAUCGCACGAAUCAGAGCUCCUACUCUCGGAUCAUUUUGUUGAAAUAAUUGUGGAUAAGACAUUCAAAGAUGUAGAUACGAGAGGUGAUGGCAGGAUUGAUCUAGAUGAAUGGAAAUGUUUUGUAUUAAAGAAUCCAUCUCUUCUGAAGAACAUGACUCUUCCUUAUCUGAAGUCUGAUAACCUCUCAAAGUUGUCGUUCAUAACAAACUGUGAGAAAGAAUCUGGCAGAGAUUGGAGCACUAAAUCAACAUUCAGCUCCUGA